UUGUCUUUGUUCUUUAUGUCUGAGUUUAUUGAAAAUGAAGCUAUUCAUAUAAAUGACUCACCCUGUCAUCGGUCGCUACGGAGAUGAACGGAUGAACCACUUAAAGCUGCCAUGUUUUAAUCUGAAACCUUUAACUUUACAGCACAGAGUCAGUCUGAGGUUUUACCAAACCAAACUAAAUCAAACUUUGAUCAGACUUUUACAUCUGAAACCAUUUUAUUUUUGAAGUGAUGAUGUAAAGUAUUUUUUGGAUUAUACUUUAGUUUGGCCACAACAGAAGAUGAUACCUGCAACCUUCUCAAUCUGAGGCUUUUGCUGAAAUGUAGAUUUAGUUCUAAAUUUUCCAUAAAAUCAGAUUUUUGACUUCCAGCUGUGGAGUUUCCACUGAGCCCAUGUGUUGCAUAAAUGCAUAGAAAUAAAAUAAUUACUGAACAGAAGAAAAUGCAUUAAAGAUGAAUGUUUAUUGUGACUAAAUCUGAUUAAAGAAUUAAAGCCCAGCAAAGUUUGAGUGGAGGUUCAUCUGUUUUGAUGACCAGCAACACGGUGAGAUACUUUCAAUAUUUUUAUUUACUUUAUUUAAUGCUAGCGUGAGAAAGUUUUAUUAUCAAUGAAAUCUCUGCAUUAGUAAAUGUAAUAAAAUGACCAUUUUUAUAUAUUAUUGUUGUUUUGAUGGAGCCAUGAGGGUCACGUCGGAAUUCCAGCCAAUCAGGUCCCGGGACCCACGUGGGGCCUCUGGCCCCGGCGCCACACCUGGACUGGGUUGGAAUCCCCGCAGCUGGUACCAUGGUGACAAGGGCGGCCUCUGAUUGGUCGGCUCGGUGGGACAUUGAUACUUUCUCACCGAGACUCGAUGGUGAUUUAAACUCAACCCGAGCAGGCUGGGUGAUUCCCGCCAUGUCCGAACCGCGGCAGCCCAAAUGCUCCCGGUGCCGGCACCACGGCUUCAUCAUCCGGAAGAAGGGCCACAGCAGGUGCUGCCCGUUCUCCGGCUGUGAGUGCUGGAAGUGCGGCCUGAUCACCCGGCGGACCCAGGUCAAUGCGCUCCAGCGGAACCUGAGCAGAACCCGAGAUCGGCCCCGGAACCCAAAGCCGCGGGCCGAAUGCAGGGCGGCGGGAGACCCCGAUGCUGCCGCCGGGACCCGGGACCCGGACGGUUUGGGUCCAGAUGUCCGGAACCAGCGGCCGGACCCGCGAGGAGAACCCGGUUCCGGUCCGGACGGCAGAAAUGUUCCGACCUGUCUUCCUCCUCCUCCUCCUCCUCUUCCUCAGUUCCUCUCCCCCCUGUCCCGCUCCUCCUUGGCUCCGCCCCCUGACCUCCUGCUCCACCUGCCGUUUCUACCUGCGCUCCCUUCCGGCCUGUAUGACGACCUCUGCAGGCCGCUGAUGAUCCCGCACUUCCUGUCAUACCCGGCCCCGCCAGCAGAGGACUGCAGGCUGGUCUUCCUCCCGCUCCACCCUGCUCCUGAAGCGCCCCCUGCAGGCUGCGGGUCCAACAGCAGACCCUGAAGGAUCGGCGGCUUCUGUCCAGCGCUUCCUGUUCCAGUUCCAGUUCAAAGCUUCUUGUUGUCGCUGUUUGGUUCAGAGGGGGUUAAACUGAAAGUUUGUUACAUGAAAUAAAAUGCAGAGCUGCAGCUCAUGACCACGAUCUGCUCCGUUUGGUUUCUGGCUCUCAGAACCGAAUCUGGGCCAGAGCCGCUGUUACUCCUGCUGGCAUUCAUGUUACUGCAUAGACUGACCCAGAACCACGUCCUGGUUCUGGAUGGUUCUGAUCAGCGGUUCAGAGGCUCAUUUAGAUCCUGUGAGGAGGAAACAGGAAUCUGUAGUUUUUUAGUUUUAAUGAUUUGAUGGGUAGGAUUUGGGUGUUUCAUAGGUCCGUCCAGCAGGGGGUGCAGUAGCACCGUGUUCCAUUCAGUCUGCCCUUCGAAACUGGACUCAGCGGUCCUGCAGAACCUGUGGUUCUGGCCCAGUCCAUCAGAGAACAUCUAGCAUCUAUUUCUGUGUUUUUACGUAAUAAACAUUAAAAUGUAAACCUGA
Molecule: messenger RNA, 2034 nt
Organism: Poecilia reticulata (guppy)
Lineage: Eukaryota; Metazoa; Chordata; Actinopteri; Cyprinodontiformes; Poeciliidae
Biological process (GO): germ cell development; regulation of transcription by RNA polymerase II; sex differentiation
Cellular component (GO): nucleus
Molecular function (GO): DNA-binding transcription factor activity, RNA polymerase II-specific; RNA polymerase II cis-regulatory region sequence-specific DNA binding
Source: RefSeq, a predicted model, not a curated record